AUGCCGCCACGCCUGCGGCAGGCGGGCGGUCGGCGCUUGCUACGGACCGGACGCAGGGCCGGCGUAUUCGCCAUCGCGGCGACGGCGGCGCUUGCUGCCGCUGCGGGAUGGCGGAUGACUGAUCACGCGCCGCCCGACGCCGUACCACACGCUCCCCGCCCGCCGCCCUGCGUCGUUGCCGCGGCCACACCCUGCCGUCGCCGCGCUGCGUCUACCGCGAUUGCUGAGGCCCAGCCCUGCCGCCUCCGCCUGUCAUUAGUCGCGCCCCGCAGCGGCGGCGGCGGCCUCGACGAGUGCGGCGCGGGCGGCCAGUGGAUGACGCGCCGCAGCGGCGCCCCCUGGGUGACGACCACGGGUGGCGCCCCCUGGACAGCGACGGCGCCGUCGCCGCGGCCGGGCGAGUUCUUCUGGGCACCGGCACCUGCAUCAAACUGGCCGGCGAUGCAGAGCGACGGCGGCGCCCCCUGGGGGGCGGCGUCGCCGGGUGACGCAGCGACGCUCGCUUACUCCCGGCCGCCCGGCAGCCCGGGAGCCGCCAUCUCCGUCGCCCACGGCGCCCUCUACCCCGCGUACGCUCCCUCGCCGCAGACGCUGGCGCCACCUAGCUACCAGGCGGUGAUGUCGGCGGCGCCGUCCGCCCCCGACCUCGGCGGCGACGGGUGGGAGGCUGCGACGACGGAGAGGGGGAGGGAGGAGGAGGGCGGAGGGAGGGCGGGGGGAGGCACGCCCCCGCCCGCAUACGACAAGGUGUGCGGCAUCGACGCGAAGCGGUGA
Molecule: messenger RNA, 774 nt
Organism: Priapulus caudatus
Lineage: Eukaryota; Metazoa; Priapulida; Priapulimorpha; Priapulimorphida; Priapulidae
Product: skin secretory protein xP2-like
Exons: 1
Coding region: 1-774 (257 amino acids)
Source: RefSeq, a predicted model, not a curated record